AUACAUUCCCAAAUACAAUGGAAACUGUUUACGUAUCAAUAAAAUUAAAGAAAGGAAUGAUUUUCUGAGAAAAGUAUCUAAAAAAAGAAAUUGGAAUUUCAUAAAAAAGUUUAAAAUAUAGAAUAAAUAUUUCACCGUGUUGGAAUGUAAUGUAUUUCAUUCACAAAAAGCACCUAACACUGCUAGCAUCCGGCAAUGGAAUUUUGGCAGGUUUUCAAUACUCUUCUCUGUAUUGUGUAUGGACUGAUUGGUAUCGUUGUUGGCUUUCAAUGUGACGAGAACGCUGUCCACUGUUUUACAUCACUUGAUAUAAAAUCAGCUUUUACUAUGAUUAGUAAAGAAAAAGACAUCGGUCAAGUGUACGCAAAAGAUCGGGAACUUCAUUCUCUAAAUCCAGAAAGAAACGGCCAAGUCCCUAUAGAUGAUAUAAUAACUGCUGACGGUUGGAAUCAAACAAGACAUUUAAUUACUGCAAAUGAAUCAAUGCCGGGACCAUCUAUUAUCAUUUAUGCGAACCAGAAAAUAACAAUUCUAGUUAAAAACCAUAUGAUCAAUGAAGCUGUAACUGUUCACUGGCACGGCAUUGACCAACUUAGAUGGCCAGCAAUGGAUGGCGUGGCAUUUGUUUCUCAAUGCCCGAUACUACCGGGACAAACUUUUAAUUACACCUUUCAACCGACAUUUGGGGGAUCCUAUUGGUAUCACUCACAUGUAGGUAAUCAAAGAGAUAUGGGCAUGUACGGUGCAUUUAUCGUCCUCCGAAAAAGAGACCCAGUACCAUUUGAACUACAACAUAUUGUACAGAUACAAGAAUGGAAUCAUCUAUAUAACGCAAUGGACAUGCUGUAUGCAAAUGUGAAGAAGGAGGUCAAAUUUCCAAAUUCAAUUUUAAUUAAUGGAAGAGGAGAGUUUAAAGAUAACCUUGCACCACUAGAAAUAUUUUAUGUCACAAAAGGGGAUCGAUGUCUGUUUAGACUUAUAGGUGUAGGAUCAAUGCACGUACUCUUAUUUUCUAUACCUGGUUUAAAGCUGAAUGUAACAGAAACCGAUGGUUUUGAGGUUGUUCCGACUGUCGUUGAUCAACUUAUUAUAUAUCCUGCUGAACGUUAUGAUUUUGAACUCGAUCUCAACUAUGCAGAAGAGGGAAUCUAUAAUAUUACUGUCAGCAUCCUUUCGUCAUAUAAUCUAACAAUUAAACCUUAUAUUGGACUUGGGUUUCUUAAUGUUUCUAACAGUAGAAAUAUAACAUCAAAAGUUUAUGAAAAUAAUAUCAAAAGUCGCGUCCUUAACUGCCCAUUUAAAACAUUCCCUCAUGAGGAAGACAUAGUUUGCGUUCCUGUAAGUAAUUUGAAAUCAAGGAAAAAUGUAGACGAUGAAAAAUUUGUUUUACAGGACAUACAAAAUUCAAGCGAGACAGCAUUACAUUUUCUGAACUUUGGUUUUCCAAAAGGUGAUUCAUCCAUAAAUGGCCGAAUAUUUCGUUGGCCAACGGUAUCUGCUCUCACACAGCCAUCUGAGGUUGAUACCGUUUGUAGUGGAUGCACUGACGAAGAAACGUGUCACUGUAGCCAUUCGAUUAACUUGAGAUCUGGGUCUGAAAUCAUUAUGGUUUUGCUCAAUCUAGGUACGGGAGCUGCCAUUUCUCAUCCUAUUCACAUGCAUGGCCACACUUACAAAGUUCUUAAAAUGGAAUUUCCCGAGGUAACCAUUGAUGGUAAAUUUAAUUUUACAGAAGAUAUAGAAUGCAGCAGUACACUUCCGAAUAUGAACAGCAGUUGUAAUAAUGCACGGUGGAGAAAUUCAUCAUGGAAUGAUUACAAAAAUAUCCCUGGUAUUAAUAUAAAUGAUCCUGUGCGCAAAGAUACAAUAGUGGUACCAUACGGGGGUUAUGUCAUCAUAAGAAUAGAAGCCAAAAACCCAGGAGUGUGGUUCAUGCACUGUCACAUUGAUGAACAUAUGGUCGAAGGUAUGGCGUUAAUGCUGAAUGAAUCUUUUGAGAACUCCAGGCUAGAAAUUCCAAAUGGAUUACCAACUUGUCACAGCUAUUUGACGAAGAUGUCAGGUGUCGUUAGCUCAAUAUCUACAGCCCAAACAAGUUCUUCAGAUUCAACAAAUAUACUAUAUGCUGUUGUCGGAAUAUUGGGAGUUGUUGUACUACUAUUGUUUGGUUAUAUAAUAUGGAAAAAGAGGACAGGCUCAACCGCCUCCAAUAAUAUAGAAAUGCAACCACCGAGUACAUAGAAUUAUGUUACAAUUAGCAUUUACAUAAAGUUGGCUCUUAUUUAUAUGAUGUAUUAUAUUGGCUUACAUGUAUCUGAUUAUUUCUUAUUUUAUAUUUUCUAACAAAUGAUAUAUCUUUAUUUUAUUCAAAGUAAAACUAUAGUCCUAUU
This is a messenger RNA of Mytilus californianus (California mussel), 2390 nucleotides long. RefSeq lists its product as uncharacterized. Bases 196 to 2241 code for a protein of 681 amino acids. NCBI's taxonomy places the organism in Eukaryota, Metazoa, Mollusca, Bivalvia, Mytilida, Mytilidae. The transcript has 3 exons. Gene Ontology annotation, biological process: iron ion transport. Gene Ontology annotation, cellular component: plasma membrane. The record is from RefSeq and is a predicted model, not a curated record. Gene Ontology annotation, molecular function: oxidoreductase activity; copper ion binding.